Notothenia coriiceps (black rockcod) is the source of this 439-nucleotide messenger RNA. RefSeq names its product spectrin beta chain, non-erythrocytic 1-like. The transcript has 2 exons. Gene Ontology annotation, molecular function: protein binding; phospholipid binding. The record is from RefSeq and is a predicted model, not a curated record. NCBI's taxonomy places the organism in Eukaryota, Metazoa, Chordata, Actinopteri, Perciformes, Nototheniidae. The coding region runs from base 22 to 420 and encodes 132 amino acids.
GUCCUCCUCUGAUUGGCUCUUAUGUUCUGUUUCCAGGAUGGGACCGCUGAAGGUGGAGAGGUGGUGAAUGGAGUGUCGGAGCCCAGCCCUACGGGGUCUCCAGGGGGCGCUCGCAAGGGCAAGAUCAGCCAGGCGGCAACGCUGCCGGCGAAGACCCAGCUGGACGCCCCCCCCUCCCAACUGGAAGCAUUCCUGCACCGCAAACACGAGUGGGAGGGACACAACAAGAAGGCUUCAAGCAGGUCGUGGCACAACGUGUACUGUGUGAUAAACCAGCAGGAGAUGGGCUUCUAUAAGGACCAGAAGAGCGCGGCUCAGGGCAUCCCGUACCACAGCGAGAUCCCCGUCACUCUGAAGGAGGCCGCCUGCGAGGUGGCGCUCGACUACAAGAAGAAGAAACACGUCUUCAAACUCAAGUGAGAAUCUGGAUAACUGAUCU